AUGUCCAAGACAACCUUUGCCAUCUUUGCUGCUGCCGGCGCAGCUACCGGAGCAGGUGUCACAGCUCUUCUCUAUUCAUCAAAAUCCCGUGAACCGAAAUCUCCUCCCGCAACUGCCCUGGCAGUUCCAGCUACCACCUCCACGUCAACCGCUGUUCCACCCAUCCAUCCUCCCACGCCUUCCCUAGCCGCAAAGGCUUCCGCUGCAGCCCCGGUCGACCCUUCAGGCUUACUGCAAUAUGGCUUCCCAGGCCCCGUCAACGACCCUCUCAACACACUCCCUUUGGCCGGUGCCUAUGACCGACGGAUGCGAAACCCGUCCUGGGUAGCCGAACACAUCACCCCUUACUCUUUGUCGUUAAAGAACGCAGACCGCAAACACAGUGCCUUUGUUGAAGAUACCACAAUCCCUGCCAUGUUCCGCGGUAAAUUGUCCGACUACUUCCGCUCGGGCUACGAUCGCGGUCAUCAAGUACCCGCCGCAGACGCCAAAUGGAGUCAAGACGCAAUGGAUGCCACAUUUGCGCUGAGCAACAUGUGCCCUCAGGUUGGUGAGGGAUUCAACCGUGACUACUGGGCACAUUUCGAGGAUUUCUGCCGUAAUCUCACCAAGACUUACCCAUCCGUUCGCAUUGUGACGGGACCAUUGUACUUGCCCCGAAAGGAAGCCGAUGGCAAGUACAGAGUCACCUAUGAAGUGAUUGGUGAACCACCCUCCAUUGCCGUUCCCACACAUUUCUACAAGGUUGUCUUUGCGGAAUACGGCACAAACCCCACGGACAAGGUCGCUCUAGGAGCUUUCGUGCUUCCCAAUGCUCGGAUCUCGAACAGUACGCCCCUGACGGACUUUGAAGUUCCCAUUGAGGCUGUUGAGCGUGCUAGUGGGUUGGAAUUUGCUACGAAGCUGGAUGCUUCUCGUCGGCGGCGGUUGUGUCAGGAAGUGCGCUGUGAUAUUGUUGUGAGAGAGUUUAAUAACUCGCAGAAAUCACUGCCAGCACCUAGACGAUGA
Molecule: messenger RNA, 1008 nt
Organism: Talaromyces marneffei
Lineage: Eukaryota; Fungi; Ascomycota; Eurotiomycetes; Eurotiales; Trichocomaceae
Exons: 1
Coding region: 1-1008 (335 amino acids)
Biological process (GO): apoptotic DNA fragmentation
Cellular component (GO): mitochondrial inner membrane; nucleus
Molecular function (GO): metal ion binding; RNA endonuclease activity; single-stranded DNA endonuclease activity
Source: RefSeq, a predicted model, not a curated record